This is a messenger RNA of Vitrella brassicaformis, 4251 nucleotides long. Lineage: Eukaryota; Vitrellaceae. The record is from the annotation of a GenBank genome assembly.
GGGUGCAGGAGCAGUGAGACGAGCCAGAGAGAGCUAGACAAUAGGCCGUGGCAAUUGGGCUUCAGCGAUGAAGUAAUGACCAAUCUGGUGGACGUUUUGACCGAACGCGUUCGUGACAGAGUGUGUCUCUCUUGGGACGUGCCAUUUGCAUGUGAUUGUGGGAAGGAAAUGAGAAGCGUACAUCUUGAGAACUCUCACUUUCUUGCCUGUGUCCGCAUAGCUGCACGUGUCUGCGUGUAAUUCAUGGCCAUCCAUGGAUUCCCGGCCAUCAACGUUGAGUGAGCUUCAUGUCUCUUGACACUACACACGAUAUACAGGCAAAUCCAAGGACAAUCGUACAUCUCUGUCCUUAGCGCAAACAACGCAAAAUCCGUAGCCCUCUAUGCAAACGUGCCAGUCGAAUGCAUUGGCAGCAUUGCCCGUAAACACUAAGGAUCCUCUCCCGCUCAGAAGCAAAAUCAAAAACGCCUACUCAUUUCCUUCCCGACCCCUAUUCCACAGCAGCUUGGCUGCUCUCCUCUCUGGCCUGCCACGGCCACCUCCACGAGCACGGAAAACACCAGCAGCAUCGCCUCUCUUUCACCUUCUGCUCCUUGGGCUGCUGGCUGUCUGCCUGUGUGGCUCUGCUCGCUCUUCUUCCGGCCCGCUGCCUGUGGAACUCCUCCUCUUCAUCGGACAAAAGGAGGGACGAGAUGGGAUCGAAGGCGGCCUGGCGGAACAAUACACCAAGCAGAUGCACGCCUUUCACGAAAAGACAUCAUAUCCGACUCGCCUCACUGACCGCGUCUGGGCGAAUGGCGCAUGGCUUGGGCAGGGCAGCGCGCUGCCACGUACACAAGUAUACAGACAGAUACAUCGUCACAUACGCAUCCUCUCCUCGCUCUUUUGCUGUCCUUACCUGUGAUUGCUGGGGGCCGGGCGGGCUGGUGGGCUUGUCUUGCAUCAGGUGAGCAUUCUUGUAGACGCUGACACAAAGACCCGCACAAAUCAAUGGACACGUGCCUGAUUAUGUGUUCGUCUUCCAUCGACCAUACCCUCUGGACUGGCUCCUCAAUUGUUUGAGAUCUCGACGCGCUCGGCCCACCAUCCCAUCAGCUGAUGAGCGAGGGCGCACUGGAAUCCCUGAAGAUGAUGUAGUAGACCGCGGCGAAAGGGAUGUUGACGUAUACGCUUGCACAUUGGCGCGCUGCUGAUCACGACAUGGAUGCAAGGUCGCAUUCAGAGGCGGUCUGUGUGUCUACCCCUACCCCUCUCCUCACUGACCUUGCUGUUCAUGGUCUCCUUGACUUCGUUGUCCUCUGCCGUGUCAUUGAGCCGUUGCUGUUGCUGCAUGUGCAGGCAGAGAGGACAAUCAUCUCUGUGUGUCUACCCCUACCCCUCUCCUCACUGACCUUGCUGUUCAUGGUCUCCUUGACUUCGUUGUCCUCUGCCGUGUCAUUGAGCCGUUGCUGUUGCUGCAUGUGCAGGCAGAGAGGACAAUCAUCCGUCAAUACGCGCGCCUGUGGUGUGUGCGUGUGUGCAUACUUGUUCUUCCACUUGUCCGGUGGUGGCCUGGAUGAGGGCACCGAUGAGGGGCGGACCAGGCAUAUCGAGUCCUGCAUACACACAUACGCAUGAACACGAAUCCAGUCAUACAUAUGCUUUCUUUUGGCUGUCUGCCUGGCUGGAUGGCACCCCACCUGGGGACACGACAUCGAUGUCCUUCUCCGGCGCUCCUUGGUUGACCCUGUCAUCUUGCAGCACCUCAGUGCCUGUGACCUUAGUCUGCUCAUACACGCCAAGAAUGAUCUCUGUGCGCACCUCUUAUUUCGUUGCUCACUGACCUCCAUGGACUGCUGCUGGUGGUGGUCCUUGAGUGUCUUGAUGGCCGGCAGCAGGGGCAGCGGCUGGCUCGCGAGAGAUGGCGACGAGAGGGGACGCUGGCGGUCGGCCUCACUCUUUGCUUCCUCCGAGCCGAUGCCGGAGGACUCGGCAGAUGAGCCCAUUGAGCCCUCGCCGCCCCACAGGUCCUUUUGCUUCUGCAUCAUCUCUAUGCGGCGCUGUCCUCGCGCCGUCAUGGGCACUGCGUCCAACUCGUCUUGCCCCUGGGCUUCGGAGGGCAACGCGGCCAGCGAGCCAAAUGCGGUGGCGAGGGGGAGGUGGCCACCGGCUGUGUCGAUGCUGUCGAAGCCCGUGUGGCGGACGGCGCGGCUGAGAGGGGACACAUCGUCGGUUGAAACGGUGCGGCGGUGCUGCAGGUGGGGAUGGGCCGUGAGAGGGCGCGACGACGCCGAGGGCUCUGAAGAGGGGGAGGAAAAGGGAGAGGUAAAUGUGUGCGUCGAAUGUGUUGUAUCCUCACUGUCGUCAUCAUCGUCGGACUCCUCGAGUCCUUCGAGGGCCGAUGUGUGUGCACGCUGAUUAGAGAAAACCAGCAUACCCGACACACUCAUGUGACCCCCAAGCUGACGUCAAUCAAUCUAUGUCUGCCCUUUGCUUACUCGCAGGCAGAUAGAUGGCUUCCGCAGUAAGGAAGCUUGAAGUGGAUAUUUCAUCAUGUGCUGGAGACGGGCUGCACAUGCCAAAGCCAACCACAGACACACCACACAAGAAGAGAAGGGCGACGGAAGAGGAGAAACUACAUACGUGUAGCGAUGCUUACAGACUCGUCCCACGACUGAUUCCAGCUGCAUGGCCAUCUCACAGUUGUAAGCGCCUGCCUUGGACACAUUCAGCUGCUUCUGCAUGCUCUUGUCGAUUUCAUUGCUGAGGCGCCGCACUCGCUGCUUGUCGUUGGUCAUCUCCACCGACAAUUCAUCGGCAAGGCCUGACAGCAUAAUAGAUAUAAGACAAACCGUAUCUCUCCGUCGCUGCCCACCUUGGAGGGAGGCUACUGUUUCUAGCAUCUUGUCGAUGUCCUGAUCGCACACAACACACAUACACACAUACAUACGUCCAAGCGACGACGAGUGAUGGACAGGCUGUUAAAUACCAGUCGGCUGGUGUCGCAAGGCUCGUUAAGGUCCUUGCUUGACUGCUGUUCAGCCAGCAGAUUCUUCUGCACAGUCCAGAACAUCACGCUAAAGGACAGGCAAAGCGAAAGGGAAGUAGAGGAGAGCAGAGUGUGUGCCUGAUUGAUUCGUUUGGGUAUCCAUGUUCUCACCGGCGUUGCAUUGACCACGAUUCUUGAAAGCCUUGCGUGAAUGCCACCAGACGCCUGUGACAAGCUCUCAGGGCCUGCAAACAUCACGCCACAAUACAGACAAUACCACUUUGACACACACAUGGUUCUGCAUCUUGUGAUACCUGUGUUGUAAGUUCACUGUCCUCAUCCGAACGGGGCGUUAAGGGUGUAGGCGGAGAGCGGCCUGCGGGCGUUCGCGCCGCUGGUGUGCUCAAGAGGGAUGAAUGGUGACUUCGCUUGGCCCCUGCUGGCGUCAUCGAUGGCAGGCCUUCAGUCUUGCCACUUGCACUUAUCACCAUGUGACAAGCUGCAGAAAGAGAGACAGAAGGGGAGACGUUUGAAUGAUACAAGGUAUAUGACGCGCACACACGGAUUCACAUCACCCUGAAAAGCCCUCGUGGCCGCCUCGACCGCGCUCCAGUACUGCAACCACAAAUCGAUACAACAACCAAUAACAGACACAGUGACACACUGACUUUUGUCCAGACACUGCAUGGCUUUCUUUCUUUCUGCCUCUCACCUCAUUCAUGUGCAGAAGCUGCACCGACGACCUCUCCUUGCCCUCCCGCUCCAGGUUCUCCUUCUUGUCCUGGAGAACAGCCAGCGCGUCCUCGAGCUCGUGAUAGAGCUCGUCAACGGUCGUUGUCUUGUCCAGGCCCUGGGGCUCCGCCGGACUCCGAUCUGCUUCAUCAUCUCCCUGGUUGUUGUCGUCGUGGAUCUCCUGUGUGUGGCGGAGAGGCGGAGGAGUAGAGAAGCGGACGGACGUGCGCUUGGGGUGGGUGGCGGUGGUGGUGUUGAUGGCGGUGAUGGCGGUGAUGGUGGCGGGAGUGGGGGAGGGGAGCGAUGGCGGGGGCUCUUCGUCGACGUUGAUGUCUCUGAAGAGCUGAGGCGAGAGGGGUCGCCUGGCGAGAGGGGUCUCUGAAGAGCUUGGCGAGAAAGGAUCCAUCAUCCUUGAUGGACUGCAGCCGGCUCGAUGGGAGGGAAGGGAUAGCUGUCUGGAUGGGAAGAAACUGAAGAGAGAUGACGGGGUGGGGUCUCAGAAAGGCCGCCGCAGCACGUCUGUGACGUGGUGGACGCAAAGGAGAAGCCCG